Cinclus cinclus is the source of this 2204-nucleotide messenger RNA. It is a transcript of the gene PROS1, whose product is annotated as protein S. The coding region runs from base 1 to 1986 and encodes 661 amino acids. The transcript is spliced from 15 exons. Gene Ontology annotation, molecular function: calcium ion binding. NCBI's taxonomy places the organism in Eukaryota, Metazoa, Chordata, Aves, Passeriformes, Cinclidae. Gene Ontology annotation, cellular component: extracellular region. The record is from RefSeq and is a predicted model, not a curated record.
AUGAGGCCGCGGGGCCCGCGAUGCCUCCCGCUGCUGGCGCUGGCCAUCGCCCUGGCCGAGGCGGCGACCUUUUUACCCCAGCAGUAUGCCUCUCAGUUCCUGCUGAGGAAACGCCGAGCAAACUCUUUCAUGGAAGAAAGUAAGAAGGGAAAUCUAGAAAGAGAAUGCAUUGAAGAAUUAUGCAAUAGGGAAGAAGCCAGGGAAAUAUUUGAAAAUAAUCCUGAAACUGAAUAUUUUUAUCCCAAAUAUUUAAGCUGCCUGGCCUCCCAUCGAGCAGGGGUGUUCAGGGUGGCUGCAGUCACUCCAGACUCUCCAGCUGACCUGAGGGCUUGUGUCAAGGAAAUUUCAAACCAGUGCAGCCCCCUGCCCUGCCAUAAAGAUGGCUAUAAGGAUUGCAUAGAUGGACAAGCCAAGUAUACCUGUGUGUGUAAAGCAGGAUGGAGAGGAGAGAACUGUGAGGAAGAUAUAAAUGAAUGUGAAGAUUUCAACGGAGGUUGCAGCCAACGGUGUUCCAAUUUCCCUGGGAGCUUCCGUUGCCUGUGUGAAGAUGGCUACUUCAUGCAUUCCAACAAAAGGGAUUGUGGAGAUAUAAAUGAAUGUGUGCUACAUCCAAACAUCUGUGGGACAGCCAUCUGUAAAAACACCCAGGGGAGAUAUGAGUGUGAAUGUCCAGAAGGCUACAUAUAUAAUUCAACUUCCAAGAACUGUGAAGAUAUUGAUGAAUGUGCUGAAAAUAUUUGUGCUCAACUCUGUGUGAAUUCACCAGGAAGUUAUAGCUGCUAUUGUGAUGGCAAGAAAGGGUUCAAGCUCUCCAAGGACAUGAAGAAUUGUGAGUCUGUUACUGAGUGUAUCCCGCUGAAUCUUGAAAAGAAUUAUCAACUGCUUUACCUGGCAGAGCAAUUUAUAGGAAUUCCUGUUCUUUACUUGAAGUUCAAACUGCCAAACGUCACAAGAUUUACAGCAGAGUUUGAUUUCCGGACAUACGAUGCAGAGGGGGUUAUCCUGUAUGCAGAAUCCCUGGACAACUCAGCAUGGAUCUUGCUUGCUCUUCGGGAUGGAAAGAUUGAGAUUCAAUUCAAGAAUGAGUUUGGAACAAAAGUCACCAGUGGAGGCAAAGCCAUUAAUGAUGGACUGUGGCAUAUAAUAUCAGUUGAAGAAUUAGAACACAGCAUCAGUGUGAAAAUAGCUAAAGAGGCUGUGAUGAGUAUUAACAGCCCAGGAACUCUGUUUAAACAAUCCCAGGGUUUCUUGGAAACCAAGGUGCACAUUGCAGGAUUACCUCGCAGAGUGGGUGGUGCUCUCGUUAAACAGAUUAACCCUCGGCUGGAUGGUUGUAUCCGGGCCUGGAACCUGAUGAACCAGGGACAUUCAGGAGUAAAUGAAGUUAUUCAAGAAAAACAAAGCAAACAUUGCUUAGUAGCAGUGGGGAGAGGAUCCUUCUACCCUGGCACUGGAAUGGCAGCAUUCCAGAUAAACUAUAAUAAUCUUGACAGUGAAGAUUGGCUAAUAAAUGUGACUCUGACUAUUCGCCCAUCCGCAGACACUGGUGUUAUGUUUGCCUUGGUUUCUAAUGAAACAGUGCCUCUUGCAUUGUCCAUAGUGGACUCUAACUCCUCUGACUCACAGAAAAUCACUGUGACCAUUGGGAGCAUCAUUGUUGCACAGCUGGAAUCAAAGAAGUUAUGUACCCCCAGAAGAGUGCAGGUUGGACUUCUAGUGACCAAACAGGAACUUGAACUGGCUGUUGAUUCACGCACAGACAGAAGCAAUUCUGAGCAACUCUCCACUCUGCAUCAAGCAAUGAUGGGAAAUGUUGUCACCUACCUGGGUGGCCUGCCAGAUGUUCCUCUGGGUGCUACACCAGUGACUGCUUUUUAUAAUGGCUGCAUGGAGGUGAAGGUCAACAGCAGACAGCUGGAUCUGGAUGAAGCCAUUUCCAAACACAACGACAUCAGAUCUCACUCAUGCCCACUGAUCAUGCAGUAACUGUUCAGAUCUUAAUUUGACUUCUGUUCUCUCAGAUAUAAUUUGUGUAAUUAGUCUCAUGCCGUAAUGGAGCUUGCAUUAUUUCAUGCAAGAUGUGCCAGGGAAAUAGGCAGCAGCAUGGUUUUCUCCCUUUCAAUACAGAAUGGAGGGAAAAAAACCCUCUCUGUUCAGCUGGAAAGAGACAAUCAAGAUCAAAAUUUUGUGAAACACUAUUUUGU